Talpa occidentalis (Iberian mole) is the source of this 1376-nucleotide messenger RNA. Its product is annotated as bromodomain-containing protein 7-like. Gene Ontology annotation, cellular component: nucleus. The annotation marks the transcript as partial. The record is from RefSeq and is a predicted model, not a curated record. Gene Ontology annotation, biological process: regulation of transcription by RNA polymerase II. Lineage: Eukaryota; Metazoa; Chordata; Mammalia; Eulipotyphla; Talpidae. The transcript is spliced from 11 exons.
GAGAGAAUUCAGAGCCUGAAGCAGAGCAUAGAUUUCAUGGCAGAUUUGCAAAAAAGUCGCAAGCAGAAAGACAGGACAGACACUUCGCAGAGCGGGGAGGACAGCAGCAGUGGCUGGCCGAGAGACCGGGACGACACUGGGGAGGCUGAAGCACAGGCUCUCAAGAGCCCCAGCAAGGAAAACAAAAAGAAAGACAAAGACUUGAUUGAAGAUAAAUUUAGAAGCAGUAAUUUAGAGAGAGAGCAGGAGCAGAUUGACCGCAUCGUUAAGGAAUCUGGAGGAAAGCUAACCCGGCGGCUCGUUAACAGUCAGUGUGAAUUUGAAAGAAGAAAGCCAGAUGGAACGACGACGUUAGGCCUUCUCCACCCUGUGGAUCCCAUUGUAGGAGAGCCAGGCUACUGCCCCGUGAGGCUGGGGAUGACAACUGGAAGGCUUCAGUCUGGAGUGAAUACUUUGCAGGGAUUCAAAGAAGAUAAAAGGAACAAAGUAACUCCAGUGUUAUACUUGAAUUAUGGACCCUACAGUUCUUAUGCACCACAUUAUGACUCCACAUUUGCAAAUAUUAGCAAGGACGAUUCUGAUUUAAUCUAUUCAACCUAUGGGGAAGACUCUGACCUGCCCAGUGAUUUCAGCAUCCAUGAGUUUUUGGCCACAUGUCAAGAUUAUCCAUAUGUCAUGGCAGAUAGUUUGCUGGAUGUUUUAACAAAAGGAGGUCAUUCUAGAACCCUGCAAGAAUUGGAGACGUCAUCGCCUGAAGGUGAAGACCAGACUAGGACACUUGACGCAGUGAAAGAAAUGGAGAUUACGGAAAUCGAGCCAGUGGGGCAUUUAGACUCCAAUAAUCAGGACAGGCUCACAGCGCUGAAAGCAGUAACAAGCGUCGGCGCCCCAGUGGAAGUCUUUGACUCUGAAGAAGCUGAAGUGUUCCAGAGGAAACUUGAUGAAACCACCAGGUUGCUCAGGGAGCUCCAGGAAGCCCAGAACGAGCGGCUGAGCACCAGGCCCCCACCCAACAUGAUCUGUCUCUUGGGCCCCUCGUACAGAGAAAUGCAUCUUGCUGAACAAGUCACCAAUAAUCUUAAAGAACUUGCACAGCAAGUAACACCAGGGGACAUCGUGAGCAUGCAUGGGGUGCGGAAGGCGCUGGGGAUUUCCUUUCCCUCCCCUGUCGUAGAAAACAACUUCGUGGAUUUAACAGCAGAUUUUGAAGAACCUAAAAAGACUGAUGUGGUUAAGUGUGGACCUGUUGGGAUUUGAAGCUAAACGGCAUUUGAUUACAUAUUAUGUAUAUAUUUUUUUUUCAUUCUAAACUUGGAAAUGCUUUUCAGAAGAUAUUAAAUAUUUGUAAAUUGUGUUUUUAAUUAAACUUUGGAACA